Molecule: messenger RNA, 2332 nt
Organism: Pangasianodon hypophthalmus (striped catfish)
Lineage: Eukaryota; Metazoa; Chordata; Actinopteri; Siluriformes; Pangasiidae
Gene: ppp2r2ab
Product: protein phosphatase 2, regulatory subunit B, alpha b
Exons: 10
Coding region: 303-1643 (446 amino acids)
Biological process (GO): peptidyl-serine dephosphorylation
Cellular component (GO): protein phosphatase type 2A complex; cytosol
Molecular function (GO): protein phosphatase regulator activity; protein binding
Source: RefSeq, a predicted model, not a curated record
CCCAAGCAAGAUGCCGGCGCGUGUUGAUGGCGUCACGGCCGGGCGGGGUUGCGCCAUUUUGAAUGUGGAUAGUGGAGUGUGGGAGGAAAAGGCUGAAGGAGGAGUGUUGGACUGCUUCAGAGGGACUUCAGCUGGAGAGGUGGAGAGAAAAUAAAGCGGCUAGAACACAUCCUCGAUUUAUUAUCAAGCAGGGAUUUUAUUUAUUUAUUUAUUUUUUUUUGCAAUAACACAAACCAAGGGAAAGUUAUCAGGAACCGCCGCUGAGAUUCCCUCUCCCUCUCUCUCUCUCCCUCUCUCUCGCCAUGGCAGGUGCCGGAGGCGGGGGCAACGACGUGCAGUGGUGCUUCUCGCAGGUCAAAGGAGCAAUCGAUGAUGACGUAGCUGAAGCUGAUAUCAUCUCCACCGUGGAAUUCAACCACUCAGGGGAGCUGUUAGCCACUGGAGACAAAGGCGGACGCGUCGUCAUCUUCCAGCAAGACACUGAGAACAAGGCGCAAUGCCGCAGCGAUUACAACGUUUACAGCACGUUCCAGAGCCACGAGCCCGAGUUCGACUACCUGAAGAGUCUGGAGAUCGAGGAGAAGAUCAACAAGAUUCGCUGGCUGCCACAGAAAAACGCCGCACAGUUUCUGUUGUCCACAAACGACAAAACUAUAAAGUUGUGGAAGAUAAGUGAACGUGAUAAGAGACCAGAGGGCUACAAUCUAAAAGAGGAGGAUGGACGCUGCAGAGAUUCGACCACCAUCACUACUCUACGGGUGCCCGUGUUCAGGCCCAUGGACCUGAUGGUGGAGGCGAGCCCUCGGCGUGUGUUCGCCAACGCUCACACUUACCACAUCAACUCCAUCUCGGUGAACAGCGACAACGAGACGUACCUGUCCGCCGACGACCUGCGCAUUAACCUGUGGCACCUGGAGAUCACCGACCGCAGCUUCAACAUCGUGGACAUCAAGCCGGCCAACAUGGAGGAGCUGACGGAGGUGAUCACGGCGGCCGAGUUCCACCCGCACCAGUGUAACACCUUCGUCUACAGCAGCAGCAAAGGCACCAUCCGCAUGUGUGACAUGCGCGCCUCCGCCCUCUGCGACAAACACUCCAAACUUUUCGAGGAGCCAGAAGACCCCAGCAACCGCUCUUUCUUCUCAGAAAUCAUCUCUUCCAUCUCGGACGUGAAGUUCAGCCACAGCGGCCGCUACAUGAUGACCCGAGAUUAUCUGUCCAUCAAGAUCUGGGACCUGAACAUGGAGAAUCGGCCAGUGGAGACGUAUCAGGUUCAUGAAUACCUCAGGAGUAAGCUGUGCUCGCUCUACGAAAACGACUGCAUCUUCGACAAGUUCGAGUGCUGCUGGAGCGGGAACGACAGCGUGGUGAUGACGGGCUCAUACAACAACUUCUUCCGCAUGCUGGAGCGCACGCAGCGGCGAGACGUCACCCUGGAGGCGUGCCGUGAGAGCUGCAAGCCCCGGCAGGUGCUGAAGCCGCGGCGCGUGUGUGCCGGCGGGAAGAGGAAGAAGGACGAGAUCAGCGUGGACAGCCUGGACUUCAACAAGAAGAUCCUGCACACGGCCUGGCACCCGCACGCCAACAUCAUCGCCGUAGCCACCACCAACAACCUCUACAUCUUCCAGGAGAAGGGCAACUAGGAGCGACCAACCUCGCACACCCCCCACACCUCCGUCUGUGUGCGUGCGUGUGUGAGGAGAAAAAGUUAAAGAGGAACUAGAGAAAAUAGUUUUUGUGACAACCAUCACCACUACUGUCAUCAUCUUUAUCAUCACGAUCAGGACGGGGCGGGGCGGGGCAAACUGGCACCAUCAUGUUGUACCGAGUCAGCCGUGACACACGCCGUCCACUCUGUGUACCCACAAUCCUCUCCUCUUACCCAUCAGGCCUGGCUACAGGGCCACGUUGGCCACAGGUUCUGAAAUGUCAGUCAUUUUGUUUUUGUCCUUUUUUUUGUACUUGUCGAAACCUUCGAACUAGGAAUGUGCUGAUGAUCAGUUACGCAAUACAUUGCAAUAUUUGCAUAUAUUAUUAACAUGUACCUUUCAAACAUAAAUGAGAAAUUCCAUAACUCUGUGCACCGGAUGAGGAUUCCAGCUGCCUCCGCAAUACGAUACUGUAUUGUAAUAUAAAUAUUUAAUAUCAGCACAUGCCUAAUUUGAAUGAAUGAGUCCCUGUAUUCUUUACACCUCAGCUCUUUUUGUGCCAUUAAAGUUUUUUUUUUAAAAUCUUCUCAGUGAAUUUGCCAAGUUGUUUAGGUUGUUUUAAUUCUGUUUAAAGAAUUUUGUCUUUCUUUUGCUCAAUAAAUUCUCCUCAAUACUGUACUCAA